This is a messenger RNA of Rubroshorea leprosula, 863 nucleotides long. Lineage: Eukaryota; Viridiplantae; Streptophyta; Magnoliopsida; Malvales; Dipterocarpaceae. The record is from the annotation of a GenBank genome assembly.
GAUCAAUAAGGAAAAAAAGCACUUGAAGAUUAAACAUGGUUGUCAAAGUAUAUGGUCCUGUAAAGGCAGCUUGCCCCCAGAGGGUUUUGGCUUGUCUUUUAGAAAAGGGAGUGGAAUUUGAGAUUGUACAUGUUGAUCUUGAGUCUGGUGAGCAUAAGAUGCCUGAUUUCCUUGUCCGUCAGCCAUUCGGACAAGUUCCUGCCAUUGAGGAUGGCAAUUUCAAGCUCUUUGAGUCUAGGGCAAUCAUAAGAUACUAUGCAGCCAAGUAUGCAGACCGAGGUACAGACCUGCUUGGGAAGUCGUUGGAGGAAAAAGCACUGGUGGAUCAAUGGCUGGAAGUGGAAGCACACAACUUCAAUGAACUGGUGUACACUUUAGUGCUUCAGCUUGUGGUGCUGCCACGGAUGGGAAAACUUGGGGACUUGGCCUUAGCACAUAGCUGUGAGCAAAAGCUAGAGAAGGUGAUGGAUGUUUAUGAGCAGAGAUUGUCGAAAAGCAGAUACCUUGCUGGAGAUUCCUUCACGCUUGCUGAUCUCAGCCAUCUCCCGGCCAUCAGGUAUUUGAUGAACGACGCUGGAAUGGCACAUUUGAUCACAGAGAGGAAGAACGUGAAUGCCUGGUGGGAGAACAUCUCCAGCCGCCCUGCCUGGAAGAAGUUAAUGCAGCUUGCGGAUUACUAAUGUUCUGUUCUGUGUGUUCAUUAUCAUCAGUGUCUCCCUGUUCUGUUUUUCUAUUGUACUUAAUUUUCAAUUGGGGUUGGACGAUUUGCUAUGAAAUGGCUGCAAUGACUUGGUUUCCAUUUCUGUUUGUUCUUCCUUCUGAAAAGAUAUUUCUUGUUACCAUAAUUAAAAUUGGGUCCGGUA